AUGGGUUUGUGUUGGUAGGCUGGAGUUCAAUUAAUCAACCGCACAUACUAUUCUUUCGUUUCAAUCGCUCUGUGUUACCCUUGGUCCAUACCAAGACACACUCAUUUUUAUUUUCAUUCGUUCAUUUAAUCUCAUUGUCGAUUUUCUGUUUCGUCGCCAGCAGGCCCGGCCCAACGAGGAGAAUUCGAUCAUGUUUAACCUUCAACUGCUGGCAUCAGCCUUGCUGAUAUUUGCGGCCGCCAGACGGGCCAGCGCUGUCGACUCACUCGUGGAUCUCGGCUAUACCCAGCUUCAAGGGACUCCUGAGGAGAUCGGGGUCACCCAAUGGCUUGGGGUGAGAUUCGCAGCUGCGCCGGUUGGAGACCUUCGCUUCGCUGCCCCUAUCGACCCGCCAGCGACAACUGAAGUCGUCCAAGCCACCGAGUUCCAGCCGAUAUGUCUCCCCAGAGCUGCGUCAGACUUCACUAUGCAGCCGAACAAGAGGUUCACCGUGGACGAGGACUGCCUCUUCGUCAAUAUCUUCGCACCUACCAACGCUACUGCAGAUUCCAAGCUCCCGGUGAUGUAUUUCAUCCAGGGCGGUGGUUUUCAGUCGCUCUCGAAUGCGAAUUUCAAUGCGAGCGAGUUGGCCGCAUUUGGAAACAUGAUUGUGGUGCAGACGAACUACCGCGUAGGACCUUUCGGCUUCCUACAGAGCCAGGAGGUUAUCAAUAACGGCAGUCUCAACAACGGACUCAAAGACCAGAUUCAAGGACUCAAGUGGCUAAAGACCAACAUUGCUGCUUUUGGCGGCAACCCUGAGCAGAUGGUAGCCGUGGGAGACUCGUCAGGGGCUACCUCCAUUUCGCUCUUAAUGAUGGCCUUGCGCAACGACACCAGCCUCAUCAAGGGUGCUAUCAUGGAAUCAGUGUCCGUAGCCACCAUUCGGAUACUAGAACAAGGCCAGGAACAGUACGCAUGUCUCGUCAACGCAUCAGGCUGUGCGGAAUCGGACGACACGCUGGCUUGCAUGCGGGCCCUCCCUGCCAGCUCUCUCCAGACUGAGGAAUGCCAAUUUAACCCACACAUCGACGGGGAGCUCAUCGAGGAGGCUUCUGUAACGGCAUUCGCCAAGGGCAACUUCCUGAAGAUCCCCACCAUCGUGGGCUCCUGUACAGACGAGGGCACCAAGAACGUGGCAAAGACCACCAACACUACCGAGGAUGCCCUGACGUUCUUUAACAACCAGGCCUCCCAGUCUCUGUCUAACGCUUCACUCGACCUUUUGGCGGAGACUUAUCUCAACCCCGACCCUCCAGCCCCCAUCUUCGACGAUGCCGGUGCAUUGUGGCGACCCCUCGCUAACGGCAUGGGUGACAUCCGUGCCCACUGCGUAAGCGCCCAGCUGCAGAACGACAUUGUCGCUGCGAGCAGCACGACAGCGCCCACUUACAACUACCGCUACGCCGUUAUAGACCAGGAGCAGGAAGAGCUCGGAUUCGGUGCCUACCACACGGUCGAGCUCAACGGCGUGUUCGGGCCAAACAAUACGGACGGUGCCCCGCCGAAGAGCUACUUCACCACCAACGCGGCCAUUGUACCCGUUACCAUGGCAUACUGGGCCAGCUUCGUUGCUACCCUCGACCCCAACACCCUUCGCCUCGCCGGAUCGCCCGAGUGGACGCCCUGGACCGGCAAUGGCGACGGGCAGCGCGAGAGGUUGCGGUUCCAGACCAACAACACGGCCAUGGAGCAGAUGAAUACGACGCAGGCGCUCAACUGCGAAAUGGUCAAGCCCAUGAUUGUCGCUAUUGAGAGGCCGCCGUCUUCCUCCGACCCGCUGGUGGAGCUUUCAAAGCCAGUGACGUCUAAUAGCACCAAUGCUGAGCCAGUGGCCGCGGAGAUGGUGUUGACCAAAUGUAUAAUAAUGCAGACCGAAGUCGGCCCCGGGAUAAGGGCGGGAACUAACACUGAGAAUGGCUUUUAUGGUUGA
Messenger RNA from Pseudomassariella vexata, 1972 nucleotides. Its product is annotated as Alpha/Beta hydrolase protein. NCBI's taxonomy places the organism in Eukaryota, Fungi, Ascomycota, Sordariomycetes, Amphisphaeriales, Pseudomassariaceae. The transcript is spliced from 4 exons. Bases 191 to 1972 code for a protein of 593 amino acids. The record is from RefSeq and is a predicted model, not a curated record.